Messenger RNA from Notolabrus celidotus (New Zealand spotty), 873 nucleotides. RefSeq names its product SPC24 component of NDC80 kinetochore complex (gene spc24). Lineage: Eukaryota; Metazoa; Chordata; Actinopteri; Labriformes; Labridae. The record is from RefSeq and is a predicted model, not a curated record. Bases 143 to 742 code for a protein of 199 amino acids. The transcript has 6 exons.
CUGCUAUCAUAGAGCUGUCGCUCAUCCAGGCCGGUAGAGGGCGCUACGUGUUUAUAAUGCUACCGGAAGUCCUCCCACCACCAAAGAAGAAGAAGUUGCGCGGUCUGAUUUUGAAUCCACCGGAAGAAGCUGAGGCUCCACAAUGGCUCAGAGUCAUAAAUUCCAGGACUUGGAGGAGAGCGGAGAGGUGUUGGUGGCCUUCAUCAACAGCAGCCAACCUGAGAAACUGAGACAGAUUAAAGACGAGCACCAGGCUCUGUAUGACAAACACAUAGAGACCAAAAACAUCAUAACACAGAUUAUAAAAGAUUUGUCUCAGAUCGAGGAGAGUGUCGGCCAGAGGCUGCUGGACAUGGAGGAGGAGAAGAAGCACAGAGUGAUGGAGCUGGACGGCCUGGAGGAGCAGCUGAGGCAGUGCACGGCAAAGAGUCAGAUCACUGAUUCGGAGUUACAAUUCCUGCAGAGAGAGUUAGAGACUCUGAGAAACGAUGAACACGAGCUCCAGAUGCUGCAGAACGAAGUGGAUGAAGACACCACCGAGGUCAUCCCCUCAGCUGUGUACGUGGCUCAGGUGUACUACCUGAUUUCAAAGAUCAAGUGGGAAUACAACACGCAGCCAAACAUCUUAAAAGGAGUUCAUUACGGCGCAGACUUGGCCACGCCCAUCAACAUCGACACGAGCGUACGAUCUCGGAGCGACGUCAGCGACCAGCUGUGGGACUUCGUCAGCACAGAGUGGUAGCUGAUAGAAGGUGUUGUUUGUGUUGUUGGAGGAGCUGUGUAUUAUAUCAUUGUUUGUGAACAUGUUUGUUUUCUUGUUUUCUAAAACGCUUCAGAUUUAAGAAUUAAAUUUCUCACAUAUUUGGUUAAAAA